Protopolystoma xenopodis is the source of this 507-nucleotide messenger RNA. The record is from the annotation of a GenBank genome assembly. Lineage: Eukaryota; Metazoa; Platyhelminthes; Monogenea; Polystomatidea; Polystomatidae.
AUGCUUGGACAUUAUGGAGGCUGUGACAUCAUUAGACAAGAAGCGGUCCCAGUUGUGCCCGGGGACCCAUGGCCUGUUUUCUCACUCAUUCGUCACACUGCUCCUCACAAACUAUUCUAUGACCUCAACGCAGACCUGUCCGAUAUGGUGAUGUGCUAUGGUCCGAAUUGGGAGCCCACCAUGGCCUGGCUGAUGCAGCGCAUGGAUGAUGUUCGCCGCCCUUCGAUGGACCCUUCGCAGCCUUGCCUCGGCUGGUGGGACCGCGCCCGGCUCCUUCUUCACGGCCGACUCAGUUUCUCCGCCGGUCGCUUUGACUGGCUCUAUUUCACUACCCUGGAGCCCUACAACGCCACAGAGAUAUUUGCCUGGCAGUGGACUAAUGUCUCUGUUGUCUGGGAGCCAGGACAUUGGCAAUUGAUUGGUAACCUAGACGUUUUUUACCGUACUGCUUCCAAAUAUGAUGGCAUCUGCCGUCUUCUUCAUCUUCCCAGACUCGAACUGAAGUAA